AAGGCUGAGGUUAAUUAAGCGGACUUGCUCAACAGCGACAGCAUGGUCCCAAAGGAGCUUGCCAGAUUGAAAUCCUUGGACUCGGAGGAGGUAGCCUGCUGCCUAUCAAAUCUAAUGUCAACCCAGCCUUUGAUACAAAGGGUUACGCCAAUCCUUAGCGACAACCAGGAUAUUAGAAAAUAUUUCCAACCAAUUUCUGUGGCAAUCGGUCCCCUGCACCAUCCCAGUGAAAAUGGUUCUGAUUCAACUUCAAGAGUCCGCAGAGCAGAGAAGUUCAAGCUACAAUUGGCGGCGAUGUUCAUCAAAUAUAGUUGCAGUAACAAGGAAGAUCUCUACAACAAUGUCAAGAACCACUUGAGUAGCCUGAAGAGGUGUUAUGAUCCCGACCAACAAGAAGAGUGGAAGAAGAAAAAUUGGGAUGAUGAGGACUUGGCAUGGAUGCUCCUUGUGGAUGGUUGUGCAAUAUUGUAUUUCAUAUACCUUGAUGUGAACAACAAGUGGGAGAAAUUGGGAGCAAACGAGGAGGAGCAGCAACCACAAAAAAGUUGGCAGCAGCAACAAUCACAACAAAGAUCGCAGUGGCAGCAACAACCAGAAGAAAGAUCGCAGCGACAGCAGCAGCAACAACCACAACAAAGUUUGCUGCAGCAGCAACAACAAUCGCAACAAAGAUUGCAGCAGCAACAGCAGCAACCCCAACAAAUAUCGAUAUUCAUUUCUGAUGAAGAAGAUCCUGCUCAUCUUUUGGCACUGUUGCACAGAGAGCUGAUUGGAGUCAAAUCGAAAAGUAAGAAACAGCAACAGGUCAACAAAUCAGAUGGCUUUUGGGGAACCCUUGAGAGAGCUUGCUCUAAAAGUCAGAACAGACAAUACACAUUUCGCGGUGCAACGGAGCUGAAAGGGAAUGGGAUAUUUUUUAAAGCGCGCCACGAUAACCGGACGCGCGGAGUAACGGACAUUGAAUUCUGCGACAAUUCUUGCAUGCCAACCAUUGAGCUGCAUCCCAUUGUGGUGGACGACUCCACGAUUCCUAAGCUGCUGAACUUGAUAGCAUAUGAGAUGUGUCCAGAUUUCAGAAACGACUACGGGAUCACCACUUAUGUGGCAUUCCUAGACUCCUUGAUUGAUAAAGGAGAGGAUGUGAAGGAACUGAGAGUUGCCGGUGUGCUGCAUAACGGACUAGGAAGCGAUGAAGCAGUAGCAAGGCUGUUCAACCAGAUCAGUGAUUACCUGGUGCCGAAUCCUGAUCUGUACUCACAUCUGCAGCGUCGUAUCCAAGUACACUGCAACAGCGUAUGGGCCAGUGAUUUGGCUCAACUCUACCACACCUAUUUCAGGACUCCUUGGAGCUUCUUGGUCUUCCUCGGUGCCAUUGCGGGUCUUCUUUUGACUGGUCUGCAGACUUACAAGGACUUCAACAAGCCAGCUCCAUAACCAAAACCCCUAGAUAUAUAAUACUGCAAUGUAUGUUUUCUUUAGCUCCCUAAAAAAUAAUGGAAAUGCUUAUGUGUGUGUUUUGGGAGGUUAGUUAGUUAUCACUUAUCAACCAAGAAAAUAAAUGCGAUUUGGCAUA
Messenger RNA from Rubroshorea leprosula, 1573 nucleotides. NCBI's taxonomy places the organism in Eukaryota, Viridiplantae, Streptophyta, Magnoliopsida, Malvales, Dipterocarpaceae. The record is from the annotation of a GenBank genome assembly.